GGUUUUCGUUUUGUCAUUAACUAUAUUUACUCUAUUACAUUUAUUUUUCUACAUGGCAUGUAGCAACAUCAGCAACAAGAAAAUGCGGCAACAGCUACGCUAACGCUAGCUAACCAAUCAACCACCGAAAACGUUGCCGCAACGGCCCAGGACUAUCUUGGACGCUCUUAAUAUAAUUUCUACAUAAAUAAAAUUACAAGUAAUUAUGUCUAUGUCCCAUUUGUAUGGGCGUAGAGAAGUCGACGAGGAGGAGGAUGGGGUUGAGAUUGAGAAAUUUGAGGUGUCUGAAUGGGACUUGGCCAAUGAGUUUAAUCCCGAUAGGCGUCGACACAGGCAGACCAAAGAGGAGGCUACAUACGGCAUAUGGGCUGAACAUGAUUCUGAUGACGAGAGACCUAGUUUUGGAGGCAAAAGAGCGAAAGACUACAGUGCCCCUGUGAGCUUUGUGAGUGCUGGCCUGCGGAAGACUGCAGCUGAGGAGCAGGAACAGGAAGGCUCAGAUGACUCUGAUGAAGACGGAGAAGUGGCUCCGCCACCCCGAACUGCUGCACCCAAAAGGCUGCAGACGGGGGGGAAUUUUAAGACUUCCCAGAAGACAUUUGCAGGUGGUAUCCGGCCGGGGCAAGACAUCGGUACCUGGGAGAAACACACUCGAGGCAUCGGCCAGAAGCUCCUGCAGAAAAUGGGUUACAUCCCAGGCAAAGGCCUCGGCAAAAAUGCACAGGGUAUUGUAACUCCAAUUGAGGCCAAGGUGCGUAAAGGCAAGGGAGCUGUGGGAGCCUAUGGAAAUGAGAGGACUCCGCAGUCCCUGCAGGACUUCCCUGUGGUCGACUCAGAGGAGGAGGAAGACAAGGAGUUUCAACGGGAAUUAGGGCAGUGGCGCAGAGAACCUGGAGCAGGGAAGAAAAAACCCAAAUACUCCUACAAAACAGUGGAGGACCUGAAGGCUCAUGGAAAACUCACUAACAAGAGCAUGAGCAAACCAGCUGGAGAGCUUGCCCAGGUCAAGGUGAUAGAUAUGACAGGCAGGGAGCAGAAGGUAUACUACAGCUACAGUCAGAUGAGUCAGAGGCACAGUGUUCCUGAGGAGGCUCCUUUAAGUGCCAGUACACGAGAGCAGAAGAGCACUGGUUUUGCUCUGCCUGAACUUGAACACAACCUCAAAUUACUCAUCGAGCUUACCGAGCAGGAUAUUUUACAGAGUGCUCGGCGUCUGCAGCACGAACAUGACACUGUGGUGACUCUGACACACGAGAGCACCGCCCUGCAGGCUAGGCUGGGUGAGGAGACCGAGGCCGUGGAACGGCUGGAGCAGGUGUUGGAGCUGGUGGAGAGGCUGGAGGCAGCCGGAGAGGGAGGCGGUCUGCUGCUCAGCCUCAACGAGUGCACCGACAUCUUCCACCGACUGCAAACACACUACUACCAGGAGUACAAGAGCAUGGGGCUAGCUGAUCUGGCUGUGUCCACAGUUCACCCACUUCUGACUGAGAAACUCAGAAACUGGGAUCCCCUAAAGGAUUGUUCGUAUGGUUUAGAGGAAGUUGGUCAGUGGAGGGCCAUUCUAGAGGGUACACAGCUUCAUCAUGGCAUACCUGAUUCCAACAACAUGGACCCCUACCACAGGUUGAUAUGGGAGGUGUGGAUUCCAGUCCUCCGGGGCUGUGUAGUUCAGUGGCAGCCCAGGAACGUAGCUUCAAUGGUGGACUGCAUGGAUUGCUGGGCCCCGGUGAUACCUCACUGGAUCCUGGACUAUGUCUUGGAGCAGCUUAUCUUCCCACGGCUACAGAAAGAGGUGGAUAGCUGGAACCCCCUGACAGACACAGUACCAAUCCACUCGUGGGUCCACCCGUGGCUGCCCCUGAUGCAGGCUCGCCUGGAGCCGCUGUACCCACCCAUCCGCAGCAAGCUGGCCCACGCCCUGCAGCGCUGGCACCCCAGCGACGCCUCUGCCAGGCUCAUCCUGCAGCCCUGGAAGGACGUCUUCACUCCUGGAGCCUGGGAGGCCUUCAUGGUUAAAAACAUUGUCCCCAAGCUCGCUCUGUGUCUAGGGGAGCUUGUGGUGAAUCCCCAUCAGCAGCUGGUUGAGCCAUUCACCUGGGUGAUGGACUGGGAGGGUAUGCUCUCCCUCAGCACCAUGGUGGGACUUCUUGACAAACACUUCUUCAACAAAUGGUUACAGGUAUUGUGUUCCUGGCUCAGUAAUAACCCCAACUAUGAGGAGAUCACCAAGUGGUAUUUGGGAUGGAAGAGUAUGCUCUCAGAGGCACUGCUCAGCCACCCAGUCAUUAAAGAGAAGCUCAAUGAAGCCCUCGACAUCAUGAACAGAGCUGUGGCUUCUGGGUUAGGUGGCUACAUGCAGCCCGGCGCAAGGGAGAACAUCGCGUACCUAACUCAGACAGAAAGGCGGAAGGAUUUCCAGUACGAGGCUCCAGCACAGCAGCAGGAACGCCGUGAGGCAGAGGGUGGAGUCCCCCGACCGCCUGGCACUGCCACCAUGCCCACCUCCAUACCCACCAACUUCAAAGACCUGAUCCAGGCCAAGGCUGAGGAGAAUGGCAUUGUCUUCAUGCCCCUCGUGGGCAAGCGCCACAUGGGCAAGCAGCUAUACACAUUUGGCAGGAUUAUGAUCUACAUUGAGCGGGGGGUGGUUUUUGUCCAGGGCAAAAAGACCUGGGUCCCUACAUCGCUACAGAGUCUCAUUGAUAUGGCCAAGUAAGGGCCUUUUUCAUUUGUAUUUGCUGCUGUAUUUUAUAUAUUUGUAAAACUGAAAUAAAUUUUGGAAAGCUGUUA
Molecule: messenger RNA, 2790 nt
Organism: Electrophorus electricus (electric eel)
Lineage: Eukaryota; Metazoa; Chordata; Actinopteri; Gymnotiformes; Gymnotidae
Source: RefSeq, a predicted model, not a curated record